UCUUCAAAAUGCCAGCGCUCGAAAGCUUUUCUAUCUCAGCGUGUUCGCUAAACACUAAUGUCUUCCCUUUGGACUACUCGCGGCCUUUUCUAAAGCAUGUCAAGUUUGAACGUACCUACAGUGGCCCCAUUUUGGAACGCGCGCAUGUUGACGGCGUGCAGAUCAUCGAGGCACGAGGAACUCCCCUUGAACACACCAUCAUGCAAGCUUUGUACGGAAUCUCCUCCCUUUCAGAAUCGCAGCAGCAUCUCCUCACUCAUCUUGAUCUCCGAUUGAUAUGCUCAAAGACAGAGCCAUCAUCUUUGGAGUAUUGGUACGCUGGCGAAGUGGCCAGCUGGUUCGCAAUGCUACCUAAAGGGUCUUUGCCCAAUCUGGAAGUACUCUUUAUAUUGGUUCCGCUACGCGGGCCAUAUAUAAACUAUUUCCUUGACAAAAUUUCUGCUGGAAAGCUCAAAACGUUGUGGUUUGGAAUGCGCUGGGAUGCUCUUUGUCAGUGCGGACAUGCGGCUCUUUAUCGUCUGGCUGAAUUCCGUUCUCUAGAGGAAAUAUUCCUGCCAUGCAGUGGCGACGAUUUUACCGUGAUAUUUGACCUGGCUAGAGCACCUCGUUUAGCUCACGUUCACUUUCAAAUCGAAAUCAAUAUCGAUGCUACGGGUCAGAUAGCCAAGAGAUGCGGAGCAUUCAUAAAGACUCUGCAGACGGUUUCGUGGGUUAAUCAGAUGACCAUAAGCUUGGAGCGAGAUACCGAGGGGAAAAUCAUCCGUAUGGAAUUCAGGGCUUAUGAAGAACCAGCUUGGCUCGAGUUCGGGACUGCAGCAAGUGGAUGGUGAGGAAAGGAAUAAGUUUCCAAUAUCAUCUUACUACGAUGCUUCGGCCCAAUGUAGAACAUUUUCGUUAUGUGUAGCAGCUUGCAUGUUACAAAUCAUUGCAAUACUAAGACGCUAGGACCCCAUUUUACGUUUAAACCGAUUCCGACUCAAUCCUCAUAGAUAUAACGAUGGGCUAGCAGUCUGUCUGUCAGUUGUCAUUGAGUGAGUGUGUGAUCCGCAUACCAUCUCCGUUCCUUCGUUGCACUCGCAUCUAGAUUUAAGUCUCAGCUGAGAGUCACCGUUCGGUUCCAAAAACUGAGAGC
Molecule: messenger RNA, 1132 nt
Organism: Desarmillaria tabescens
Lineage: Eukaryota; Fungi; Basidiomycota; Agaricomycetes; Agaricales; Physalacriaceae
Exons: 3
Coding region: 9-830 (273 amino acids)
Source: RefSeq, a predicted model, not a curated record